GCUAUAAAUAAAUUGUUAGGUGUAGCGUCCAUAUUGUGCCUGCAGAAAUGUGAUGCUAUAAAAUCUCUUCCAAACCCACGGUUUUAUUCAGUGAAUGUCUCAAACCAUCAGAUCACAAUGUUUGAUUGGAAUCGGUCAGUGGUUCUACUUAUUGUGCUGAUAAUGGUCACACCAGAGUCAUGUGAUUGUAGGCCUCGUCGAUGUAAAAAGAGCUAUAUGCUACCUAACUUCUCCGGGAGUUUAAGAACACACUGUGAGGAGACUCUACAUAAGUUGGAUUGCAGUGUUGGCCCAACGAAAAAUGUUAUCAAAGACACCACACUGCAAUGCGACAUCAAAAGAAGAAAAGGUUGGGAUGCGUACCAGAAAACACUUGGUGAUUUAAGUCGAUGUCAAUACGAAGACUGUGAACCUUCCCAGCUCGUUUCAUUACAAGUGGUCAGAAUAAAACAAAGGGAAUACCUUGAUGAAGUACAUUCGUGGCCGACUAUCCAGCUGAAUUUCACGAUACCAAACGCUACAGCAGACAGAGAGUUCUAUCCAGGAUCCACGUUGUUGCAGAUGGCAAGUGUUGAAGCUGAUGAACAUCGUGAUAGUGAAUUUCGAAGUUUCGUUCGACUCUUUCACUACCCAAAACACACUUCAUUGUCGCCUGAUAAUGCUAUUCAGAGAACUCUGCGUUUUCCGUGUUUUAUCGGAUUUCAACACGAACCCUGCCAAUCGGACAAGUACAAAGUCUACACGCUAACAUUGAAAUCGUUCUCCAAUUCCAAAACCAACGCAGGAAUAACAACUUUUACUGCACUAUCCUACAAAAUCACGAUAUACAAUUAUUACAUUUAUACACCAUACCUGUGGAAAUCCACCAUCGCUGUUGCUUUCUUUCCGGGAGAAAAAGACGUGACGUUUUUGUUUGACCCAGCACCAGUAUCAGUGACGUAUUAUCACGUCUCGUUGUUUAACGUUAAUGACAAUACAACCUACAGGCAUGGGAAUAUUGGACAGGCAACUAAACACUGUUUUAAGGACGUAAUGGACGGCACGUAUUAUAUCACAAUAAUGGUUAUAAGUGACGACCAUCAAUGCUCAGAGGGCUGUAAAUCAACGAAAUCGCAUAUUUUUACCGUUGGAAGUCCAAACGGAAAGAUAUUUGGGGUAAAAAAUUACGAGAGCAGUUCCCCGAAAAAUAUUAUAGAGAAAAACGUACAGACAACGAAGAGUGAUGAAUCGCAUAUCAUCAUAGAACAUAUAUCGAGUGACAAGGUUCCUCGGGAACAGGGUACCCACAAGCAGAGAUACAUAGAUAUCAGAAUGAUAUCUAUUUCCGUUGGGUGUGGCGUGGGGUUGUUCCUGGCGAUAGUCCUUGGUGCUGUCUGCUAUCGAUGGAAGACCAAGAAACAGACCAAGAAAUCAGACCUAUAUUCAGUUCCAAAGGCGCUUUUGGUGUACUCCCAUACAACGCCAGAAUUCCGUAAUGUUGCCUUUGAAUUUGCUAGGUUUUGUAAAGAAAAGCUACAAAUACAUGUUCUUAAUGAUGAUAUGGAAUCUGAUGUGACUAUUUCAAAUGAGAGUAAAACUAACUGUUCACUCUGGUACAGAGAGAAGCUAUCAAAGUCAUCGGCAGCAAUUAUUCUCUGGAUGUCUAAAGACAAGGAAGAUCAUGAAAGCUCUGAUGAAUUUAAUAUUGGUGUCAAACUAGCUGUGGAUUUAAAAUGUAACGAUUUUAAAGUCAUAUGUGUCUACUUUGAUAAAACACACAAAAGAUCAAUUCCAAAUGUCAUCCAAAAAGAGGCCCGUCUUUUUCAUUUUCCAGCAACAUUGCCCGACUUCUGUACCUAUGUACUUGGGCACAAAAUUUCGCGAAAUAUCACCAUAACGAAAGAAUUGCGUGCACUUAUUUUUAACUUGUCUCUAAAUACAAGGCAAAUGGGACAAUCUUUGGAAAAUACAAUCCCAAAUCAUAGUAUGUUUGAGGAAGAAACAAAAGAUGAAAAUGGAACAUUGCAUCAUGUCAUUCAACACGAAUGCAUGAUCCUUAAAACGGAAGAAAUUGAAGCUCAGCCUUUGUUAAAACAUGAAGAUAUGAAAAAAUCAAAAGACAUCGACACAUCAAUUAAGUCAAUAAAACAGUUUUCUUCACCUGAGAGGAAGGCGCAGUUUAAAAAUCAAAAUUCACGUGGUGUACACAGAUAUGUGCCAUAUCUAACUUCUUAUGACAGUGUAUCAACUUCGGAGUUGUUUGACUCUGGUGAAAUUCAAAAUUCUGAAUCAUCAAAUCAGCGCAGCAGUGAUACAUCUAGUGAACACACACGUUCCAGCGAUUUAAGCAUACAUUGUUUAGAAUUUAAGACAUUGGAGUCCACCCAAUAUGACAAUUCCUCCCAGCUAUCAGGAUACGUGUGCCGAGAACCUACAUCAUCAGCACCUUCACCAACACAAGAAUACGAAGGCGCUGUUCCUUCAUGUUCUACACCCCGCCAGUAUCAUUCUCAAGGCGCUGUUCCUUCAUGUUCUACACCCCGCCAGUAUCAUUCUCAAGGCGCUGUUCCUUCAUGUUCUACACCCCGCCAGUAUCAUUCUCAACUUGUUCAGGUAGAUUCCGAAUCAAUAUCCGACAGUAACGGAAUAGAUAAAGAUAGCCAUGACGAUUGUAAUGUAGACUCCGCAACCUUCCCCAUGGUUCCACUACAUACCAUGUCUCGAUACCGAACAAUUCCUGACGAUGACACUUAUAGCGUGUUCAGCGACGAUAUACAGGAUUCCGAUAUUGAUCUGUGUGAAUUCAUUCACGAUGAAGAUUGUUGAAUAUAUACCAUUACACUAAUGUUCCAACGAUGUGUUAUCUACAAAUCAUCAGCUCACGAUAAGCAUCUUAGGAGUUUGAAAAAGCAAUAGUGUUCCUUAAACGUUUAACGACAUGUGUGUGCGUGCCAUCAAAGGCAUCAUAGUCCUGUGAUAAAUUGAUUUAUCAAGAUAUUUAUCCUAAAUGUAUCUAAAUUUAUAGAAUUUAUUAAAGCUAAACUGAGUCAAUUACGUGUAUGUUGUACAAUCAGUAUAGACAAAGGGCUCGCGGCGGUGUGACCAGUUAACGGGGGAUACUUACUCCUCCUAGGCACCAUGAUCUCACCUCUGGUGUUUCUCAGGAUCUGUGUUUGACCAUAUCUCAAUUUCGUUUUGUUUUUUAUAAGAUGUACGAAAUUGAUCAGUUCCUGACUUUCAACGUACAUUUGAAUGACAUUGUUUUUGCUAUAAGAUGAUCCUACUUAAAAUGAUUUUCAAAUUGCAGCUACUAUUUAAAGUAAACUCCACAUUUUGUAAAUUUUCCUUGUAAUUUUACGAAAAUAAUAUACAUUGUAUGAUGACUCAUCAAUUAAAUUGGUAGUUAUA
This is a messenger RNA of Ostrea edulis (European flat oyster), 3387 nucleotides long. RefSeq lists its product as uncharacterized. The transcript is spliced from 10 exons. Bases 118 to 2805 code for a protein of 895 amino acids. The record is from RefSeq and is a predicted model, not a curated record. Lineage: Eukaryota; Metazoa; Mollusca; Bivalvia; Ostreida; Ostreidae.